Dendrobium catenatum is the source of this 1301-nucleotide messenger RNA. Its product is annotated as 3-isopropylmalate dehydratase large subunit, chloroplastic. The transcript has 10 exons. Lineage: Eukaryota; Viridiplantae; Streptophyta; Magnoliopsida; Asparagales; Orchidaceae. The record is from RefSeq and is a predicted model, not a curated record. Bases 408 to 1205 code for a protein of 265 amino acids.
AAUUUACUCUUCCAAUCAAAAAGAGCAAACUGAGCUUGAGCUGCUGACAAACGGCUUGAUUUGAUAACAUAUCUGUUCUUCAAAUCCAGACAAAAAUUACCGACGCCGCGGAUUUGGAAUCCGGUUUUGCAUCGCCAUUCUAGGGCCAUUUGUGACAUGUGACGGGUGAGCAGUGCCCCAAAUACUCUGCGCCGUACUCGUAGAAUCACCCUUUUCAGUCGAUCGUCUCGGUCGGGAGAUGUAAAAGCUUCGAUCUUUAUGUGGAAUUAGGCUCUUAAGCGAUGAUCCAUGGUGGGGGCUUCUCUAAAAGCUUCCGCGUAUGCGCUAUUCAUCAAAAAGGAAUCAGUUUUGGAGUGAAGUUUUUGCUGGACUGAGCGCAAUCCAGCGGCAGUCUGCUAGAUUUUAUCAUGGCGGAGAAUAUUACAGCUAGGUGUGCUGAGAGCUUGAAGUUAGAUUCUGUGGAAGAUGCUUGGGUGAAUGGGAUGUUUCACAAUGUUUGUGGUCCUGUAAACGUAGGUAUUUUAAAGAGGGAGCUUGGAGAGAAAGCUAAGAUGGAAGGGGGGUUGACAUUUUGCAACAUGUUCAUUAAAGCGACUGGAAAGAAUUGGGUUACCCCUGCAUAUGAAUUCCCAUUCAAUUACCUUGAGGAUAAGACUUACGUGGAAUAUGAACCUGUAUGUAGUGAUACAAAUGAAAGGUUUAUUCGAGAUUAUAGAUUUGAUGUCUCUAAGUUGGAACCUUCGGCUGCAAAGAGAAAGAAGGUCGAAGUCCCUACCUAUCUCACCCAAAUCACUCAUAAGGCCUGGAUGGAUACAGAUAUUGCCUCCAAGUCCCCGGAUCAGGUGGAAAGAUUUGUUCCCAGAUAUUUGAGGAAGCUGGGUGUGAUUCUUCUGCCAGUCCUAGUUGAGCUGCUUGCUUGGGUUUCCCUUGAGACACUUACGCUCACAUUACUUCACCUCAGUGGCCAUACCUCUAUCACAAACAGGAGCUUUUCCUGGCAGGAUGGGCCACAAAAAGCCACAGAUCUAUUCACCUUACAUAGCUGCAGCAUCAGCAUUUACACACCUGGAGACAGGUCUGUCAUUCUGAUGGCUGUAGGGUCUUGCAAGCAGGGUCAAGAAAUAUGCUACCACCAGCUUGGAGUUGAGUGGUGUUGCCUUUGUCCUUCGAAGGGAGGUAAAGAAAUUGUUGUUUCUUAUGAUUGAUUGUAUUUUUAUGGAUUUGAAUGUAUUUCAGGGCCUAGACUUCGAUUGAGGCUAACUGAUCUCAAGUUUUUAAUGAAAUGGAUUUCUUUUUUUUAA